Carassius gibelio (silver crucian carp) is the source of this 2415-nucleotide messenger RNA. RefSeq names its product HEPACAM family member 2 (gene hepacam2). NCBI's taxonomy places the organism in Eukaryota, Metazoa, Chordata, Actinopteri, Cypriniformes, Cyprinidae. The coding region runs from base 720 to 2090 and encodes 456 amino acids. The record is from RefSeq and is a predicted model, not a curated record. The transcript has 9 exons.
CUGUGAUAUAAGAACAAAGCAAAAUUUUCAGCUGCAUGGCAAAACAACUGUAUUCUACCCAAGCUGUGAUUGUGAGUUUGCACUUUGUUAAUUGUUAUGCAAUAAAACACCACAAAAAAAGAAGGUAAAACUGCACAAAAUUCAAAUAUACACUACCGUUCAAAAGUUUGGGGGAUGGUAAGAUUUGUAAAGGUUUUUAAAAAGCAGCUAAUGCUCACCAAGGUUGCAUUUAUAUGAUCAAAAAUACAGUAAAAACUGUUUUCAUGUCAAUUUGGGUAUUUAUCUCAAGCUUUGCUCCAAGUUUUUGUGUGAUGUCUCUGAAAAACAUUGUUUUGUCUUAAGUCAUGCAUGGAUUUAGGUGAAACUUUGCAUGUCCGUGCAUUGUGUGCUUUGUCUGUCUGGGACUUGAUUGUCAGUCUAUGCUGGUUUCACACUCGUACCUGUGUGUGUGUGUGUGUGUGUGUGUCUGUUUAAUGCAACUGUUUAAGAGAAAUUUCCUCCUGUGAUCUGACACUGUGUUUAAGCUGUGUAUAUCUGCAGUGAGGGUGAGACAGUCUCUGGCCCUCAGGGUGACGGCAGUGUUUUGGAAGCUCAACCAGGUGUAUGUAUCCAAUAUGGCAUGUGGGAGGGGCCUCACCUAGCUUCUCUCAUUUCCCUGGCAAAUAGUGUCACCAGUUCCCUUUUCUUGUCACACUGCUUCUAGAGAUUAUAUAGCAGAAAUGGAAUGUGUUGGAGUCACUAUGUUUCUGCUCAUGUUCACCUUAUUUCUAAUCGUUCCUGGUACAGACUCUAAAUGCAUUGAAUGCGUUUCACUGCAGCCCACACAGCAUGGGAAAAUGGGGGACCCGAUGCUCCUCAAAGUUGAGACUCAUUUUGAUGUCCACAAUGUGAGGUUCCAGGGGUCCUGGUGCAAGAUUAAGCCUAAUAACACUAUUUUGGUCACUUUCAACAACAUCAAUGCCAUCCCAAAUCUGCGCCUAAAGAACAGUCCAGCACUCAAUUUGCCUGAUGUAUCACUAUAUUUUGAACAUCUGGUUGAAGACACACAGGGGGAAUAUGAGCUGCAGAUCAACAUCAUCUUCCCAGGAAUUCCCAGUCCAGUUGCUGUCACAAAAAGAGUGACAGUCACAGUCAGUGUGCCUGUGUCCAUGCCUGGUAUUACGAAAACCCCAGAAGCAGAACUGGUGGAAGACAGGGACAAUGUGACACUGACUUGUUCUGUUGAACAUGGGACAAAUGUUCAGUUCAAAUGGCUAAAAAACAACAGGGUGGUUGAUCCAAGUGAGCGGCAUACAUUCUCACAAGAUCAUGGGACACUUAUUAUAAACCCUGUCAAGAAAGAAGACAUCGGUCAAUACAAUUGUGAGGCCCAAAACCACAUUAGCAGUAAGCUAAGCAAACAGGCUGAACUCAUUGUGUUCUACGGGCCUUAUAACUUGGCAGUAAAUUCGGACCAAGGUCUGAAGACUGCAGGGGUGUUCAUGGUGAACCCGGAGGAACUGGCCUUUUUUGAGUGUAUUGCAGACUCCAACCCUCCCAACACCUGCAUCUGGAUCUCGAAGACAAAGAACAGCACAGAGGUUCUCAUGACUGGACCUCGGUUUGAAGUGAAGCCGUACGAGUUACCCCAGGGUAAAGAGUUCUUGUGCAGAGCAUUCAACAAUAUGACGAAGAAGCAGGACGAGACCAAGUUCACACUGGUGAUGGCCAGUCUUGACAGAGGAAAAGCCAAAUACAGCCAGGAAGGGAGUGUACUCUCUUCAAUGGCUUUCAUUACGAUCUCGUCAGUCCUCAUCAUAGUGUGUAUGAUGUUUGUGCUCCUAAGGAAGAGCUGCCAUCCAAGAAGAAUGAUAAAGACUAUCUUCAGGCGGCCAGUGACAGAGCAAAGAGGACUGCGGCGCUCUGGUCAUGAAGAUGCAACUGAAGACUUUGGCAUUUAUGAAUUUGUCUCUGUACCUGGGAAAAUGGAGUCAACACAGGCAUCCUGCAGGUCUUUGACACGGCUUGAUUCAGUCAAAGAUUUGCAUACCACUAUCUAUGAUGUCAUCAAACAUGUGCCUGAAACUCCAACACUGAGUCUUUUGAAAUGAGAGGUGGAUAGUCAUGUGUUCUCGGAUCUAAAGAUGAAAGGCGUUUUUUUUUUCUGCUAAUUUUUCUCUCUACAGUCACACAUUUAAGCGUUUCUUUUGUUUUACAAUUAUUCUUUUUUUAAACUACUUAUACUAAUCAUACAUUUAUAAACUUGUGCUGGCCACUGAAGUUUUUAAAUAAGAAAAAUAUGACAUUUUUGUUCUGUAACAGGCAUGCUUAAUGAAAACGCUGAAAGUAUUUAUAUAUGAAUACAGUCGUCAUCUGAAUUUCGAAUGUAAAUAUGAUGUAUGCAUUUUGUACAUUAAAUCUGUAUUUGUUUUUGCA